Messenger RNA from Acaulospora colombiana, 1289 nucleotides. NCBI's taxonomy places the organism in Eukaryota, Fungi, Glomeromycota, Glomeromycetes, Diversisporales, Acaulosporaceae. The record is from the annotation of a GenBank genome assembly.
AUGAAUUUUGUGAAAGAAGAAAAAAGUAGCGGAAUCUAUUGUUAUAAUUAUAAUGAUUCCUCCAAAACUCAUGAAGUAUCAAGAAUGGAUAUAAACCGGCUCAGUUGUGAUUUUUCAUCAGAUAGUGAAAAUGUGAAGUAUGAAAAGUAUUUGACCCAGAGGAGAUUCCAUGAACGGCAAGAGCAGGAGGCCCGUGAUAAGCUGGAACGAGAAAGGAAAUUAAGAAAAUUAGAACAACAAGAACGAAUUUACGAUAAUUUAUUGAGUGCAAUUAAACGCAGCGAUAAUCCUGAAGAAUAUUCUCACGUUAGUUUAGAUUACGAAGUCCUACGAAAUGGUCGAACGCUAGAAAAAUUAAAAACCACACAAAAAGAACGCCGUCAAGAGCUAGAGAAAGAAAUUAGAAAUAUAUUGGUAAUUGGAUACACGGGUAGUGGCAAAUCUACAUUAUGCAAUGUACUGGCCAAUAAAGAUAAUGAAUUCACCGAAAUAUUUAAGGAGUCUGAUGGUCACGCGAGUGGGACUAGAAGUAUUCAAGCUGAGGUGUUCGAACACAAAAGAAUAAAAUACCGAGUAAUUGACACAAUAGGAUUCGGCGAUACGAAGUUGAAGCCAAGGGAGAUCAUACUUGCAAUAGCUGAGAGCUAUAAAAAGAUCGAAAAUGGAUUAAACCAGGUUUUUUUUGUAAUUAAUCAAAGGUUUGAUCCCAAGACAUUAGAAAUGUAUAAAACAUUAAGAAGUGUUCUAUUUGAUGAAGGAAUUACCGAUUACAUUACUGUUGUAGGAACUCAUGCAAAUUAUUUUAAAGAUAAAAAUAAAUGUAAGGAAGCCGUCCAAAAACUAAUCGAAGAGGACAACAAGGAGGUUAUUGAAAUUAUUAAAUUGUGCGGUGAAAGGUUCAUUCAUGUAAACAACCCAUCAAUUGAUUACGAAGAAGACGAUGAUAGUAUUAAAAAAAUUAAGGAAAAGCGUGAAGAAUCAAGAAAAAUUCUAUUAAAUCACUUAGAAAGUUGCCGAAAAGUAUAUAAGCCAAAGGAUUCGGACGAAAUAAACAAAAAAAUAGAUAGAGUUGUGAUACGUGAAAUUAAAAAUUUGCGAAAAGAAAAAAGUAGUUUAGAAGAAGAAUUGAGAAAAACGGAGAUGUAUAAUAGUUCGGAAAAGGUUCAAUCGACAAAAGAUAGAAUAAAUGCGAUAGAAGAACAAAUAGAGAUUGAAGAAGCACUUCUUGAAGAAUCGGUGCUUAGUGUUAUUGGCAAAAAAAUAGAUGAAUUGCUGAAAAGAAUUUCAAA